Molecule: messenger RNA, 1991 nt
Organism: Puntigrus tetrazona (Sumatra barb)
Lineage: Eukaryota; Metazoa; Chordata; Actinopteri; Cypriniformes; Cyprinidae
Gene: pax7a
Product: paired box 7a
Biological process (GO): regulation of transcription by RNA polymerase II; anatomical structure development
Molecular function (GO): RNA polymerase II cis-regulatory region sequence-specific DNA binding; DNA-binding transcription factor activity, RNA polymerase II-specific
Source: RefSeq, a predicted model, not a curated record
CCUCCUCCCACUAUGUGCGCCAAAGUUGGCCACUUAAACUCCUCUCAGGCAGCAAACAGGAGCUGUAAUCAAAACUAGCAGAACCUCUCACUAAUAUUUACUCACAGUUGCUUCAGAGCACAUUUCAUGAUUUCCUCUGCUCAUCCUGCUGUUGGUUUUUGGUAUCCACUUUUCCACGGCGCAAACAACACUGGAGAUUUCUGUGUGAUUGAUUUCUUUAAUUUAUUAGUGAGCGAUUAAAUUGUUUGGGGGUAGCUGGAAUGGCUACUUUACCAGGAACAGUUCCUCGAAUGAUGCGGCCAGCACCAGGCCAGAACUACCCACGAACCGGAUUCCCGUUAGAAGUCUCAACGCCUCUGGGUCAAGGUCGGGUGAACCAGCUCGGUGGAGUUUUCAUCAACGGAAGGCCACUGCCGAAUCAUAUUCGACACAAAAUAGUGGAAAUGGCCCAUCACGGCAUCCGACCCUGUGUGAUCUCUAGACAGCUGCGGGUCUCACACGGCUGCGUGUCCAAAAUCCUCUGCCGCUACCAGGAGACUGGUUCCAUUCGUCCGGGAGCGAUAGGUGGAAGCAAACCGAGGCAAGUUGCAACGCCCGACGUUGAGAAGAGAAUUGAGGAAUACAAACGCGAGAAUCCAGGGAUGUUCAGCUGGGAAAUCCGGGAUAAAUUGCUGAAGGACGGGGUGUGUGACAGGGGCACGGUUCCUUCAGGUGAGGCCUCUUCCGUUAGCUCCAUUAGUCGGGUUUUGAGAGCUCGUUUUGGCAAGAAAGAUGACGAUGACGAGUGUGAUAAAAAAGAUGAAGACGGAGAAAAGAAAACCAAGCACAGCAUCGAUGGGAUUCUCGGGGAUAAAGGUAACCGUACGGAUGAUGGCUCGGACGUGGAGUCGGAGCCAGACCUGCCCCUGAAAAGGAAACAGAGACGCAGCCGUACCACCUUCACAGCAGAGCAGCUAGAGGAGCUCGAGAAGGCCUUUGAGAGAACACAUUACCCCGACAUCUACACUAGAGAGGAGCUUGCACAGAGGACCAAACUGACUGAGGCUCGUGUACAGGUCUGGUUUAGCAACCGAAGAGCAAGGUGGCGCAAACAAGCAGGAGCAAAUCAGCUGGCAGCAUUCAACCACUUGUUGCCUGGAGGGUUUCCACCAACUGGCAUGCCAACCUUACCCACCUAUCAGCUUCCAGAGUCAACGUAUCCCAGCACCACUCUCUCACAAGAUGGCAGCAGUACGUUGCACCGGCCGCAGCCUCUGCCGCCUUCCUCCAUGCACCAGGGUGGACUCUCAGCUGACAGUAGCUCUGCCUACGGCCUCACAUCCAACCGCCACACCUUCUCCAGCUAUUCAGAGACUUUUAUGAGCCCGUCAGCUUCAAGCAACCACAUGAAUCCCGUGAGCAACGGCCUUUCGCCACAGGUGAUGAGUAUUUUGAGUAACCCCAGUGCCGUCCCAUCCCAGCCACAGCACGAUUUCUCCAUCUCUCCUCUCCAUGGCAGUCUGGCGUCUAACCCCAUCUCAGCGAGCUGCAGUCAGCGUUCAGACCCCAUCAAGAGCGUGGACAGUCUGGCGUCCUCUCAGUCCUACUGUCCCCCCACAUACAGCGCCACCAGCUACAGCGUGGACCCUGUUACUGCUGGAUACCAGUACAGCCAGUACGGCCAGACUGCUGUGGACUAUCUGGCCAAGAACGUGAGUCUGUCAACCCAGAGAAGGAUGAAGCUGGGCGAUCAUUCAGCAGUGCUGGGACUCCUGCAGGUGGAGACGGGACAGGCUUACUGAGUCUGAGCACCUCAAACACACCUUCACACGCUCUCAGAUGCACAAACACCUCCUCCGUCCAGCUGGAGCUCCUUGGCAUGAGCGUGAGAUUAACUCUGAUUCUCAAGACAAGAAACCCUUGCCAUUCCAUUUGACGUGACCUCUUCGUGAUUCUGGGCUUGUCUUGUACCUCUAACUCGGACAAGAGGACCAUGCAACGGCUGCAGACAC